Messenger RNA from Hemibagrus wyckioides, 3347 nucleotides. Its product is annotated as GTPase IMAP family member 9-like. Gene Ontology annotation, molecular function: GTP binding. The record is from RefSeq and is a predicted model, not a curated record. Bases 232 to 1293 code for a protein of 353 amino acids. The transcript is spliced from 4 exons. NCBI's taxonomy places the organism in Eukaryota, Metazoa, Chordata, Actinopteri, Siluriformes, Bagridae.
UUUGGCUGCUCCCUGUGUGUGUGGGGUCGCCACAGCGGACCAACUGGUCCGCACACCAACUUGGCACAGGUUUUACGCCGGAUGCCCUUCUUGACCCAACCCUCCCAUUUUAUCCGGUCUUGGGACCAGCACUGCAUCCAGUGGCUAGGGGUUGGGCACUGGCUGGGAAUCGAACCCGGGUCUUCCGCAUGUCAUCAUGAAAUAGAAGUCUUCAGUAACAUCUAAAACAAGAUGGCAGCAGCUGAAGGUGCUCCGGCAGUCCAGCGGCCUGUGCUGCGGAAAUGCAGCAGCAGCCUUGUGGAACCACCUACUAUGAGUACAUCGUUGAGGAUUAUCAUGUUUGGAAGCUCUGGUCAUCAGCAGUUCUCUCUGACCGAGUCGAUCCUGCAGCGAGCGGUGUUUACCGGCGCUGAUCCUCACACUAUACUGACCACUAAAACUUCAGGAGAGAUCCUUAACAAAAAAGUGACUCUGGUCAACACCCCAAAUCUCGUCGAUCACGAUUUAUUUCACUAUACGUUGAAAAAAGAGCUGAAGAAGGCGGUUUGUUUUUCCUGUCCAGGGCCACAUGCUGUCCUGUUCACACUAAAUCCAUCAGAAAUACCCUCAAAUGUGUACGACAUUUAUAAACCGUUAGUGCGCUACUUUGGAGAUCAAAUCUUGAAAUACACAAUGAUUGUUUUAUACCAUGAAGAAGAGGAGUUGAGCGAGUCAGAAGACAGUAUGAAGGAAAAUAAACAGUUCAAGAAGCUUCUUGAGGACUGUGGCCAAAGAUAUCUGGUCUUCAGUGGAAUGAAGAACAGGAGUGAGGGUGAAAUGACAAGGCAGCUGUUUGAGGAAAUAGAAAAGAUGGUGGCAGAACAUGGGAUUUUUUCUAACUCGGAAUUUGAAGAUGCUGAUAAACGAAUCAGGAAAGAGGAAAAAAUCCUCCAAGAUCACAGAAAGAAGGAGGUCAGUGCAAUGCUGGAGGAACUGAAGAAGAAGCAUUCUCAGGAUGAUCUGGGAAGAGAAACUGAGCAUUAUGAAGAAAAGAUCAGGUUAGAGAACAGGGAAAAGGCAGAGAUGCAGAUCGCAGAGAGACUCGGCUUCACUCUCAGACUUGUGGAUUAUGCAGCGGCUGUAGGAAAAGGAGCAUUUGCAGGGGCGGUGUUAGCGGGGGCGAUGGGGUUUCCAGGUAUGGCUGUAGGAGCAGUGGUUGGUGCAGCACUCGGUUGUUUGUUAGGUGGUGCAGCUACAGCAGCUUGGAACAUUGUCUCUAAUGCUUUGGCAGAUUUUGGUAGACAUGCAGCUUAAACUCAAUUGUAGACAUUCACCUGUAGACAUCAGCGGGUUUAAUGGCUAAAUAAGGGAGGUCUAGUCUUGUCAGACUGUCUUACUUUUUAUGAUAACGGUUGAUGAACAGGUCAGGAAUUCCAGAAAUUGGUGGUAAAACCCUAAACCGUACCAUUGCAGUUUUCUGUAAAUCCAAUGCUUUAUCCAUUGCACAGUAUUUCAUCACUUAAUGUAUUUCCAGCUUUCGGCUUUGUGCUAUGUUAACAUAUCAUGUCACUUUAUUACCUAGCUUAUGUUGCACAAAUAAACCAUACAAUCACUGAUAAUCUUCAGCACAAGCGAUCGCGUAUAAUUUGUAGUCGGAAGCAAAUCCGAAUGCAGGAGAAAUGGGAAAUUAAGGCAAUACAAUUGGGGAAAAAACAAUAGGAAAUAAGAAGUUGAGGCAAAGUGCAUACAGAACAUACAGAACUUCCAAACCAAGAAAAUAAAUAAAACGAGCGAGAGCCGGAGACACGAAGGUCUGUUAUUUAUGAAAAUCCAUUAAAAACCAGAUGUCUUAAAUCCACAUUACCAGCAUUUUCUUUACUGUUCUGCUGCUUGAAUGCAGUUCAGUUUAUUUGGAGCAGAUCUAAAGACAUGAUCUUUGGACCCAGUUUUGUUUACUCCUCCUUAUAUGGAGGGACAGUGUGCUCAUGACUUCAUCCAUCAAUCGUCUAUACCCGCUUUAUUCCUAAUGAGGGUCACGGGGAUCUGCUGGAGCCUAUUCAUUUCGCAAAUUCAUUAGGCUGCUGUCACUUUAAGAAUCACACAACCUACACACCUUAGUGUGGUGGGAAUUUCCCACAGUAUGAACAGUACACUCAAUCCAGCACCAAAGUCCUGUUCUAGUAGUGGCUAAAGGUGUGUGUGUGUGUGUGUGUUGUGGGGAGGGGUAGAGCUUAAUUUUAGUUUUUUAAAUGAAUUGAAAAAUAAAAUAAACAAGAAAAUAAAAAAACAAACAAAUUACAAACAGAAGAACAGAACUGUUUAUUAUUUAAUUAUUACUAAAGUAUAACAAAAUUAUUAACAAUUUAAACUACUGAAGUUUGUUUUUAAUUAAAAUUAAUGACAGUGCAGCAAAUUCAUGAGGCUGCUGUCACUUUAAGAAUCACACAACCUACACACCUUAGUGUGGUGGGAAUUUCCCACAGUAUGAACAGUACACUCAAUCCAGCACCAAAGUCCUGUUCUAGUAGUGGUUAAAGGGGUGUGUGUGUGUGAGUGUGUGUGUGUGAGUGUGUGUGUGUGUGUGUGUCUGUAUACUCCAGGGACGUGCACAGGGAGGAGGGGGGGCGUGGCUUGAGCCACUGCCCGCUUGCCUUUACAGGCCGAGGUGCCCUUAGAGAACGUUAAAGAUUUUUGUACUCCACUCCGGGUUUUACUUUUCUCUCUCGCUCCCCAGCAGCAGCAGUCUCUCACAGCCACUCCACACUCCACUCCGCUAUUUCUCACUCAGUCCCAAGCGGUCAGUCACACAGUCACUCGAUUCGCCCAGUCCGCAGGAAUAUAAAAUACCAAAAUAGUAUUGCUUUAAAAGUAUUAUUUUGAUACACUGUUUAUAGUUCUGUUGGUAAUGAAUUGUUCUUGUUCUUGGUCUUUUGUUAGUGCAGUUAGUAACAGUGUUAUGAAAUAUUCGCGUUUUUAGAAGGUCCAAUAAAAUUAUUAUUGGACGCGAUCUGAUUUAAUAUGAACAUAAACAACACCAAAGUUUGCCAUUUAUUGUACACUUUGCAGACGAAUGCCAAUGCCUUCUCAAAAAAGAAGGCAGAGACAGAGAGAGAAAGAGAGAAGCUACUAAAGGCAGUGGAACCUUGUAUAGCUGGUUUCAGACCUCCAGCAGGUCAAUCGUUUACCAAAACAUUUAGCAAGCAAUUUGUCACACUUUUUUCACAACUCUUGUGAAGUAUGGUUCUUCUAAAAAUAUAUAAUUUAUCAUUAUAAAUGUAAUUAUAAACGUGUUGCAUAUAGUAUAGCUGUGUGUGCCUGCGUGUGUGUGUGUUGUAUAGCAGUAAAGUAGUAUCAGUAAUAAUGAAAUU